CACUGCAGAUUCCGGGAACCUGCCGCCCGGACCAGUGCAAUCCACCGCCGCGCCCGGGAGCACUGACCUCGUCAGGAACAAAAGCUAUCACCUCCUCUAAACGAUCUUGCGGCGCCACCCAUCAGGCGCGCAAGCCUAUAUAAAGCGCGGGCAAACCCCCCCACCUCAUCUCAUCUCACUCCAGACUUCCAGAGCCAGCUGCAGCUAAGUUUGAUUUGAACCAGCAGCUUAAUUUGAUUCAGCGAUCGAUCUCGGUUGGAGUUCUGCGAACGCGCGUGCGUAGGCCCACACGUACGUUCAACGGAUAGUUGAGAUCAUGGACAGCAAGCUGGGCGUGCAGCACAGGCACCACCACCACCACCACAACGGCGGCAUCUCCAAGCCGCCGGUGCACCACCACUACGGCGGCAAGAGGGGCGCCGGGAGGCAGGGUGGAGGAGGCGGCGGGAAGGGGAUCAAGGUGGUGUACAUCUCCAGCCCCAUGAAGCUCACCGCCAGCGCCGAGGAGUUCCGCGCCGUCGUGCAGGAGCUCACCGGCCGGGACUCCAACGUCGCCGACCACGACCUCGCCGGCGGGGCCUACUACGCCGGCGAGCCGGCGUCCUCCUCCUCGUCCUACUCGUCGUUCGGACGCGUCUCCCCGACGGAGGCCGGCCCAUGCGCUCUGCCGCCGACGAUGGCCACGGGGGCGAGCGUCGGCGCGGAACGCGCGAUGGCCGCGCCGCCGCCGUUCCAGGGCAUGUACGAUCAAACGGCCGGGAACUUGCUCUACGGCCAGGACUACUGGUAGGGAAACGUACGGGAUCUUAUUAUUUCCCCCCUUUGCGAGAUUGAGAUUCCACAUGCCAUGCCUAUGAACAUAUGUCGAGCACGCCCCGUAUAUAUACGUAGCGUGUGUAUUUCCAUAAGGUAAGCGUGUGCGUGCAUGCUUUCAUGUUCUUGGGUCGUCGCAUCGUCGGCUCAUCGAUCGAUGAUCUUGUACUGCGUAUAUAUGGGCCAUAUGUUGAUACUAGCUAGAUGUAUCUAUACGAUUGUUUUGCCUUUUCAAAUUGGAUCUUAAUUUCUCCGCUCUUCA
This is a messenger RNA of Setaria italica (foxtail millet), 1075 nucleotides long. RefSeq lists its product as uncharacterized. The transcript has a single exon. NCBI's taxonomy places the organism in Eukaryota, Viridiplantae, Streptophyta, Magnoliopsida, Poales, Poaceae. The record is from RefSeq and is a predicted model, not a curated record. The coding region runs from base 317 to 790 and encodes 157 amino acids.